AUGCCGUAUUUUGCCGCCUUGGCGGCGGUGGUCAUCUGUGCCUUCGGGCGCCCAAAGGAUGGCCCUUUCCAUAACUCAGUGCUUUUGCGAAGCGCAGCACACCUACCUCGUAGCGAUUCUCCGGACGGUGAAUGCGGUGUGCGAGUGCUGAACCUCCAUGUGGAGCCCAACUACACGAUCAGGGAUACGGAGGAUCUGAUGAGAUGGCGAGCCGAGGCGCCAACCAUUGCCCCGCAUGUUUUCUGCGAAGCGGCGGACAACGUGAGCACAGCGACGGAGCCAAUGGAGAUGGCAUCGCGCAAGGCUGAAGUCUCGCAUUUGGAGUGGGAGCACCCUAUCCUCGACCCAGUACCAACUAUGGGAGCUGUACUUCCUCCUCAUAAUGAUUCCCCGGACUGUGAAUGCGGUGUGCGGGAGCAGGACCCCCGGGGAGAGCUCACGAACACGACCAGGGACAUGAUGAACGGGAUGAAUUGGGGACCCGGGGCGAGAAUGCCCAUCCCAAUUGACUGGGACACUGCGGUGGAGUCAGAACCGGAAACAGUGGAGGUGGCCAACGUCAUGUUUUUCCAAGGAGAGGCCUCGCAAAUCCUGAGGUCGGAUUGGGACUCACUUCAGGAAAUCUUCUGGAGCUGGUUUGAAGAAGGCAGGGUGGUGGAUCUGGCAGUCCGAAUGGCUUUGGCCCAGAUACAGGCUGCUGACGACGAGGAAUUUCGAUCCUGGGGGGUCGAGGUCAUGCUUGAGUUCAGCUUUGGCAUCCCCGGGUGCACAGGCACAUCGCAGGACACCACGCCCCCGGUCUUCUUCCAAUGGGCUCAGGCGAUACACGAGUGCCUGAGAGGGAUUUACUACGGUGGCACGAGUACGACUACUACCCCGGUGACAGCACAGCAAGCUCCCAGUGAGAACGAGGACCAAUGGCUGCGAAGAGUGAGGCAGCUCUACAUUCGGCUGAGGGCCGAUGGUUUUGGCAGAGAGGCAAGAAACCGGCUGCGAGAACGGUGCCGAGCUUGUCCGGCGAAUGUGCAGUCGGCAGCCUGGGAGACCUUGGGAACCAUCUUGGACGACAUGGACGAGGAGAUGGAUGCAGCCUACGACCGAGACCUUGUUGACGUGGAGAGCUGGGUUGAACUUGUCAUUGAAGGGUGGGCUCAACGAACACCUGUGCAAGCAUCUAGCAGCGUCGGCAAUCUGCUGCCGCGCCACAUCAGAGGCCCUGGUGUCAGUGAGGAGCUUCCCUUCGGUAUUUUUCACGCCUCGCAUGUCUGGUCAAAUGGGUCUUGGUCGACGGCGGCGAAUAUGACCGCGAUGGGGUAUGAUGGCUAUGCCCCGGGAAAUGCACAACGGCCGAGAUCCUCCUCUAGGUCACCGAGAAGGGAACCUGGGGGGACCCAGGGAAAUGAUGGGGAUGGUGGAGAUGGUGGGGAUGGCGCAUCCUUGAUGACCGUCAGACCCUUUGUCUUUGCGAUGGUGGCAGCCAAGGCGGUUGACGAGGAGAUCAUCGGGAAUGGACCGCUCUGGUAUCAACACAUCCGUGCGGAAGGACUCGCACUCAUUCGCAGAGGGGCUGAUGCAGAUGAGGCAUCCCGGCACUUGGUCCAAGCUCUACAUGGACGGCAAGAUGACCGGUUCGCCCGAGACGCGUUUAAGUGGGUUAAUGGGGUGUGCCGAGCUAUGACAGAGGAAGCUGAGCUCCGAUGGGAAGUUCCACGUGAUGGGCCCCCGACACAACAGGACCUGACGACUUGGAGCCUUGAUGCGAUCGACCUUCUACGUCAUCAUUGGUUCCGUCAGGUGUGCCCGAUCGCGGUAUGGAAUCGGGAGCUCGAGCGGGACCUGACGGAAGAUGGCCAUGUGGACUGCCGCUGCCCUGCUGAGAUGUAUGCUGAUGAGGCAAGGGAACGAAGGCGACUGGACUGGUCGCGAUCUCGCACGCCACAGAGACGAUUCCCGGGGCCGCGCCGAACCGCGGAGGGCACCCAGGACACUGAUGACACGGGUCUCAUGGACACUGGAAGAAGGACCAGGCGUGGAGGGCGGGAUGACUCCAGACCAAGAGACGAUUGGCGAGGAGGCGACUGGGACGACUGGGGUGGUGACAGGGUUGACACCUCCGCCGAGGCCGACCAGCACAGGAUCAAGGCACAGGCAGUCGAUGCCUGGAGGUUCCUGUUAGGGGUGGAUGCUGAAAGUUUCGAAGAUAAUGUCGAUGUCGUUGCUGCCGGCUCCCCGCUGCUCCCCCAGCACUCCACCGAAAUGAUCACGGAGACGGUGGCCAACUACGAUGCCGCGGACCGGACCAUGCUCACCAUCGCCUUCGUCAGGUUCAUACGAAUGCUCAUGCUGGAAGUCACACAAGCCUUUGAACGUGGUGUCGAAGCGGGUGAUGCUCGCAACCGUAAUGAGGUCCUUGUUGACGUGGCGGUUGAAGAAGAAGAGGAUGCCGAGGAGGAGGCAGGCGAUGACACACACCUCAUGCAGCGGACGAUGACAGGCAUUGUCAAGGGCACGAUGCAUGCAAGUGCGCAGGAGGACCGGGAACACUGGCUAGCUCGUCUUCGAACACUACAAGACUCUCUGGCCAGCCAAUCUGCUGCCCUUCGCACGGCGAACUCCGAGGGCAUGCUCGCCAGGCUCAGCAGAGACCGUGGGGUGAGUGCCACGGCGCGCGAAGAGCUUGAGGCCCUACUGGUAGGCAUGCAGGAACCUGCAUGUGGUGACAUCAUGGCGGGUGACAUCGCUUGGCAACUGCAAUGGUGGACUCGUCUCUUUGGUGCAGCCGGGUCUGAUGCAGCAACCGGAUCCACGGACCCGAUGCCAACGACAACUGUUGAAAGUUGCGACGUGCCAGGGGACAAGGAGAUUGAACAGUUGGCGAGUGACGAAGCGGAGGCCAGGCAAGAUGCGGAACGUGAAAGGCGCUUGCGUGAGCACCAACAGAUGGAACAGGAGAAGUACGAGGAUGAAUAUGACCAGCACUACGCGAAACUCCAGGAGGACCACGUGAACCAGAGUCGCAUGACCGCUCAACAGUACAAGCAGUGGGAGGACUGGGAGUGGAACGAGGUGAUGCAGGGACCACCUCAAAAGAGGCGUCGGGCGGCCUUGCACUUUGAAAUUGGGGGAGCUUCGGAGGUAGGGGCUCCCUGGGUGUCCAGGUCGCUGAGGGUGCCCUGUGGUCGUGGAGGAGCUCUUCCUAGCCUACGCCUCGACCUACAACUUCAGUGGGAGGAUUGCCCGGACGACGUCGAGACAGUUCGUGUAUCUCCACCUGAGUUGCCUGCUGACAAACCGGAGCCAGAGACAACUGAACCUACUGUGGCUGUGGCAGCACCCACACCCCCUGGUGGACCGGAGACCCCGGCCGAAGAUGACCUGGUUGUUGAAAGGCGAGAUCCAGAAGAACCUGGUGAGGCCAAAAAUGUGCAGGACCAGGACACGCAGUUGGAUGUGGAGCUGACAGUUGCAUCUGGAGGAGGAGUACAAGGCUUGCAAGGCUUGGAGUUCAGCGAUUAUGAACGACUCUAUGAUAGGUGGCGACGGGGUACCAUCUCGGAUGCUGAGGUUGUCUCCAUAGGUGGUGGUGAUCUUCUUGAGCUCAUGGAGGCACAGAUGGCAGUGGAUGGUGAGGGAGAGGAAAACACACAACAGCUUCUGGGUGGAGGACGUACUACCACGAGUACAUCUGUCAGGAUGCAGGGACAGGGCAAUGACGUGGCGAGCACGGAAUGA
Messenger RNA from Symbiodinium sp. CCMP2456, 3732 nucleotides. Lineage: Eukaryota; Dinophyceae; Suessiales; Symbiodiniaceae. The record is from the annotation of a GenBank genome assembly.